GGUUGAUCCGUUCUAAAUCCAUCUACCCCAUUUAUAGCUUUGAAUAUGUACCUAAUCUUUGAAUUUGUAGCUUUGAGGAGCCGUUAUCAACGUCGAUAGAAGAAGAAAACAACAAUCCGGGGUAGCAUGAGAAGGGUAGUUACGGUUUAAAUUAUCGAUAUGAAUAAAAGAUGGCGUUACUACGCCCAAUGAUCCAGUUAGCUCGCUGGCGGGUACCAGCCUAUGCGCCAUCAACUCUACGACGGCGCCUUGCGACAGCUUCCGACGUAAGAGAUCCAGCCUCGGCAGCCCAACAACAGCUGCAUUCCGACAACCGAGUUAAGAUAGUCGAAGUAGGCCCAAGGGAUGGCCUACAAAAUGAAAAGAAAUCAAUUCCUCUAGCUACUAAGAUCGAAUUAAUCGAGAAGCUGGCUAAAACUGGAGUGUCUGUCAUAGAAGCCGGGUCUUUCGUCUCCCCGAAAUGGGUACCGCAAAUGGAUAAUUCUAGCGAAAUCCUCGAGCAUAUCCUGACGAACAAGAUCCCCUCACCAGUCCCAAUUACAUAUUCUUUCCUCGCCCCCAACGCAAAGGGUGUUGAAAAUGCAACAGCCCUACUCCAAAAGCACCCGGGUGCCUAUCUGACGGAAGCCGAAUCGUUCUCAGGCGUAGGUGGUAAGCCAGCAGUAGAACUUGCGGUUUUUGCUGCUGCAACUGAGAGUUUCUCAAAGAAGAAUCUUAAUUGCGACGUCGCGACCUCCCUCGAAAAGUUCAGAGAUGUCAUACAAGGGGCGAAACAGCUUGGUAUUCGAGCACGGGCUUAUAUAUCGGUUGUCUUAGGUUGCCCUUUCGAAGGAUACGAUGUCAACCCACACAAGGUGGCUGAAAUUGCUACUUCGUUGUUGGAGAUGGGAGCUGAUGAGAUCUCCCUUGGGGACACGACAGGGAUGGGCACUGCCCCUCGCACACAAGAGCUCUUGAAGUGCAUGGCAGCUGCAGGAAUACGGAACGAGGACAUCGCCAUGCAUUUCCACGACACGUACGGCCAGGCUCUUGUGAACACGGCUAUUUCUCUGGAACGUGGCAUCAGGACGUUUGACAGCUCUGUUGGUGGUCUCGGCGGUUGUCCGUACAGCCCUGGAGCUACUGGAAACGUGGCCACCGAAAACAUGGUGUACUUUCUCGAGAGCUUGGGCAUGGAGACGGGUAUUGACCUUGACGCUAUGACAGACGUUGGACAGUGGAUCUCAGAAGAGUUGGGUAGGCCAAAUGACUCGGCUGUUGGCAAGGCCGUGCUUGGGGCUCGUAAGGAUGGGUAGUAUUUCUACAUGUCUACACGAUGAUGAUAUGUUUUAGUACAAACAACAAAUGUAUAUAUUUGAUUGUACCUGUUGAAACGCAUACCGCAAGGACUGUUGUCGGGGUUUCAUUCACACUUACUAUGCAAGACUCAUGAACUUGAGCCCGGUAUGCGUAUGGCAAGCUGCGUAAAAGACUUAACUAUUGUACAGGCAAAGCAACGCAAUCACUCAUUCCGAUUUGUUAUAGUCAGUAAAAACUGCUAUGUCCCAUCCUUCGCUAUCCACUCAUCAAUUCUUGCCUCCUCAGCCUGGAUAUCCUGAUUUCCAGGUAAAUAGAGCCCUGCAAUCUUGAUGCAGUCGUGAGCAACUCCCGAGUUGCUUUCUAAGAUA
This is a messenger RNA of Daldinia decipiens, 1667 nucleotides long. Its product is annotated as hydroxymethylglutaryl-CoA lyase. Bases 171 to 1295 code for a protein of 374 amino acids. The transcript has 2 exons. Gene Ontology annotation, molecular function: hydroxymethylglutaryl-CoA lyase activity. The record is from RefSeq and is a predicted model, not a curated record. NCBI's taxonomy places the organism in Eukaryota, Fungi, Ascomycota, Sordariomycetes, Xylariales, Hypoxylaceae. Gene Ontology annotation, biological process: L-leucine catabolic process; ketone body biosynthetic process.